Molecule: messenger RNA, 6008 nt
Organism: Harpia harpyja (harpy eagle)
Lineage: Eukaryota; Metazoa; Chordata; Aves; Accipitriformes; Accipitridae
Product: protocadherin Fat 4-like
Exons: 28
Coding region: 1-5718 (1905 amino acids)
Biological process (GO): homophilic cell-cell adhesion
Cellular component (GO): catenin complex; plasma membrane
Molecular function (GO): cadherin binding; calcium ion binding
Source: RefSeq, a predicted model, not a curated record
AUGCUAUAUCUUACACAGGUAGAGUAUGAGUCUUUAAAUCCCCAUAUACCAGUUAGGUUUCAAGUACUGACGGAAUCUGCUACAUUUGACAUCGAUGUCAGAGGAAUCAUCUCAACAAAAAGCAAACUGGACUAUGAAUCCCAGAAUAAUUACGUACUAAAUAUUUCCUUGUCAGAUGGAAAUGCUACUGACUAUGCUACAGUGUUUAUCAAAGUUACAGAUGUCAAUGAUAACAGUCCUGUGUUUGGUAUAACCAGCACUACCAUCACCAUUCUGGAGAACAUGCCAGCUGGAACUAGUAUUACCAAUGUGUCAGCUACAGAUGUGGAUGAGGGCUUUAAUGGAUUAGUGGUUUGUACUCUGAAAGGUGGAGAAGGAAGAAUAGAUAUUGACACCUCAGGAUUAAUUUUGUUGGAAAAGGAACUGGACAGAGAAAAACAAGGCUUCUAUAAUUUAACAGUGAUUGCCAGUGACCAAGGCCAGCCCAUGCUGUCUACAGCUCUCAAUUUGACAGUCAUCAUUGACGAUGUGAAUGACAACCCUCCAGUCUUCUCAUCAAGUAGGUAUGAAGUGAGUGUCCCUGAAGACAAAGUGCUUGGAAGGGCACUGCUGACAGUAUCUGCUACCGAUUUGGAUGCUGGGGCCAAUGCCCUGGUGAAGUACAGAAUUUUUAGCCAGCAACCUCCAACCUCCUCGCCAGUGUUUCUUGUCAAUUUGACCACGGGCCAGCUCAGCCUGAGUCAGCAGCUGGAUUAUGAAACCAUAAAGCAAUUUGAAGUAGAAGUGGAGGCAUCAGACGGAGGGCAGCCAAGUCUCAGCGCUAAAACACUUGUUGUUGUGCGUGUACUAGAUGUCAACGAUAACCCGCCAGAAUUUAAUCGGGCAGCUUAUGAUAUAUUUGUAUUUGAAAACCUACAAAAGGGUAGUCCUAUCUACACAUUCAGUGUUACUGACAAGGAUGAGGCUGGCUUUUCUCAGGGACACUUCAUUCAUAACAGUACUUCGUUUACUGUGGAUAUCCCUGGAAUACUUUCAUUAAGGAAUGACACAGAACUGGACAGGGAGACUACAUCUGGAUUCACUUUACAAGUAUGGGCAGUUGAUGCUGAAACAAAUGGGUUUAGUUCAAGUGCCUUGUUCCACAUCACUGUUCUGGAUGUCAAUGAUAAUAACCCUGAGUUUCAGAUGCAGCCAUACAGUUUUGCAAUUCUGGAAGGAAAUUACAUGUUGGGUGCUCCUGCUAGAGUUGGACACGUGACGGCUACUGAUUUGGAUGAGGGAGAGAAUGCAGAAAUUACUUAUUACUUAUCAGCUGAGGAUGGGGAUAAUCCAUAUAGAAUCCAACAGGAUGGAACCAUUUUCGUUAACGGCUAUGUAGACCGAGAAACUAGAGAGAAGUAUGAGCUGCUGUUGGUGGCAUCUGAUAACGGAGUACCUCAAAGGCAGAAUUUCACGUAUGUCAGCAUUCAAGUAUUAGAUGUGAAUGAUAACCCUCCUCAGUUUACAAAAGCACAAUACUUGGCCAGUGUACGUGUAGCAACAGCAAAAGAAGGUGUGCCUGUACUAUCCGUGUCUGCUACUGACCCUGACGUUGGUAACAAUUCUGUUAUUUCAUACAGCCUCAUGAACCAUUCUGAUGAUUUCCAUAUAAAUAACCGCACUGGAGAAAUCACCCUCAGCAGUAACUUGGACCAUAUCACAGCUGACACAGUUGUUACACUGAUAGUUAUUGCUACUGAUCAUGGAGUUCCUCAGCUUACAUCAAAUGCCUCUGUGACUCUCUACUUGCUGGUAAAUGACACUGACUUCGGACUGACUUUUGAUAGCUCCAGCUACGAGUUCAGCAUUCAAGAACAUGAAAAGUCAGGGACUGCUGUUGGCUCUGUGAAGGCCCUGACUGGAAGCAUAGCUGUACAAGUAGUGUACUCUCUGAAAUCUCAUAGUGACAAGUUCUCUGUUAGUGACCAAGGAGACAUUGUGGCUCUCACCAGGCUAGAUCGAGAAGAAGAUGACCUAUACAGCAUCAUUGUAGAAGCUGUUGAUUCUGUGGUGCCACCCAAUACAGCUGUUGCUUUGGUAACUGUGAGAGUUAAUGACAUCAAUGACAAUCCUCCAGUUUUCUCAACAUUGAUUCAAACUGAACUAUCAGCUCCUGAGAAUGCAGAUACUCUAGACUUGGGCGUAUUUUCUGCUACUGAUCUGGAUACAGGAGUUAAUGCACUUAUAAGCUAUUCUCUGCAAGAUGAUUUUGCUGGAAUGUUCCAUAUUAACAGUUCUACUGGCAAGAUGAUGACAAAAAAACCCUUAGACAGAGAGAGGAUGGACAGUUAUGAAUUGAAAAUAAUAGCUACCGAUUCUGGCACACCAUCGCAAUCUGCAAGCUUAGUUCUAAACAUCACUGUAGAAGACAUGAAUGACAACCCACCAGUGUUCCCCCAGAUAUCAUACUCUGUGACCGUAAAAGAGAAUGAGCCUCCCCAUGUGAUUUUGAGUGCAGCAGCCACAGAUGAAGACAUAGGGUACAAUGCCAUUAUUCAUUACACCGUAAUUGGAGAGACUUCUUCAUUUCAUGUUGGAGAACUUUCUGGAAAUAUUACAGCUCUUCAACCUCUGGACUAUGAAAGUCGUUCCCAGUAUACAUUUAUUCUGAAAGCUUUCAAUCCUGGACAGCCAGAUCUCCAGGACACAGCAAACAUUACAGUUACUGUGGAAGAUGUUAAUGAAGAAGGACCCAUAUUUGACAAACCCUCAUAUUACCAGAUCCUUCUAGACAAUUCUACAGCUGGCACACUGGUAGUAGAUAUCAAUGCGAGAGAUGAAAGCAAGGGUUAUGAUGAAGGCAUUUUCUACAAUAUUUCAGGUGGAAACUCAGAAGGCCUCUUUAGUCUUUCCCGUACCACAGGAGUACUCAUGUUAACAAGAGACUUAUCCAAACAGACUGUUCCCCUGUAUUACUCCUUGAUGGUCACUGCUACAGAUUCGGGUCUGCCCCCUCUUUCAACUUCUGUAAAGGUGUCAGUAACAAUAGCUCCCAUCAACAUUUCAUUCCCGGUGUUCUCUGAGGCAGUCUAUCAGCCUGCCCCUCUGAGCGAGAAGACGCUGCCAGAUACGUUUGUUGUACAGAUCAGUGUGUUGUAUAAGCUCCCUGUGAUAUACAGUAUUGUAUCUGGAGAUGGAAAGGGGUAUUUCAUUAUCAAUUCAUCCACUGGUAUCGUAAGAACAAGGAAGAAUUUGGAAUGGGAAGAUUUUCCAGUCAUUUUCAAUGUGCGAGCAACAGAUUCAUCUAUUGCUAGCAUAUUUAAUGAAGUUUCUGUGAUUGUGGAAGUUACUGAUGAAAAUGAUUUCCCUCCGGUUUUCCCAUCCUCUCUACUAGAAGAAAGAUUGGAAGAGAAUUUACCCGCUACUCAGAUCGUCCAGCUGAAAGCUCAGGAUAGUGAUACAGGUAGUAAUGGUCUCCUAACAUAUGGCAUUCUUAGUGGAGACAGACUAAAAUUCAGGAUGGAUGAAGCAACUGGAAUUCUUUAUUCCACUAUCUCCUUUGAUUAUGAAGAACCACCUACGGAGUAUCAGGUUGUGAUAUAUGCUGAAGAUGGUGGAAUCCCUGAGAAGAAAAGAGGUUACUGCACAGUUGUCGUAAAGAUCAUUGAUGUUAAUGACUGGCCACCUGUCUUUGACCCAGUGACUGAAUUCAGUGUAAAUGAAAAUGUGCCUGUGGGAUUCAUAGUUGGAAAAAUCACAGCAACGGACAGAGACACAGGAGAUAAUGCCUUUGUUCUAUAUAGCCUUACAGGUGGUGGAGGGAAUAUAUUUGAAAUUGAUGAAAUACACGGCAACAUUAAGAUAAAGAACUCUCCAGACUAUGAAACCAUGAAUAAAUACAACCUUACAGUGAAUGCAAUCAACGAUAAAUCUGCCCCCUUCCAUCAGGCAACUACUCAUGUCACUGUUCUAGUGAUUGAUGUGAAUGAUAAUGCUCCAGUAUUUGCUCAGGAUUCCUAUUCCGCUUCUAUAAACAUGAUUAAUCCUGUAGGGGCUCCUGUCAUAACUGUGAGCGCUACUGACAAAGAUCAGGGGCAAAAUGGCCUUAUUGAGUACUACAUCCUCCCUGAUCAAAACUUCAGCCCAUUCUUCCUGAUAGAAGAUACGAGUGAGGGGAAAAUAAUUACAACUGGAAACCUGUCUAGAUCUGGAGAGAUCCAUUUAACAGUGAUGGCUAAGGACAAAGGCUCUCCAUCUUUAAAUGACACUGCUAUGAUUACUCUUAAUGUGUUUGACAACCGUCCAUUUGUUCCUUGGUUUAAUGAGACCGAAAUCAGCAUUUCCGUUUUGGAAAACACAGGAGUGGAUUAUUUCAUUUACGCUAUUACUGUGGUUGAAACUUUAGGAAAACCGAUUGAUUAUACAGUUGUAUCUGGCAAUGAAAAAGGUCAUUUUAGACUGGAUCCAAAAAGUGGUCAGCUGAGAACAGCAAUUAAUUUGAACUAUGAGGAAGUUUCUCAGUAUGUGAUUUUAAUUGAAGCAAACGAAAAUCUCUCACCUGCUGCAGAAGUCCAGCGUUCAGGCCUCUUUGCUCAAAAUGUGGCAAUGCUGACGAUCUCAGUGCAGGAUGUAAAUGAAGAGCCAGCAUUUUUGAAUAAUGCCUACUCUGCUCGGAUACCGAACUCUGUGCCGUACAAGUACCCGGUUAUUACAGUUCAGGCCACAGAUCCAGAUUCAGGAGACAAUGGACUUCUGCUGUACAGCUUAGUGAAUAAUCAAAUGAAUGAAUUUGACAUCAAUGAAAAUACAGGGCAGAUUUUUACCGUUUCUGUAGCAGGAAAGGCUGGAACAUUUUAUCUGGAAGUCCAAGCUGCAGACCAAGGCACAAGAAGACACACAGCCCGGACAACAGUCAAUGUAACCAUUGAUUCCAGUUCCACUAACAACAUUGUGGUGGUGGUACUUAAUCAGAAGAUCAAUGUUGUUGAAAGAAACAUUGCUGAAGUAAAAAGGGUCCUGGAAGAUAAACUUGCAUGGAACAUAUACAUCAUUAAUAUUUAUUCCAAUGAGUUUGAAAGAAAAGCAAGAAGCAGCACUGAUGUAACCUAUGUAAAAAUGAUUGCUUUUGAUGAGGCAAACCAGGAAAUAUCUGCAGAAGAUGUAAAAAGAAAACUUAGGGAGCAGAAGAGUAACAUUGAGAUAGAACUGGAGAAAAUAUUUUCAACAGCUGUUACUGCUGCCAUAGAAGAGGCUCCUGCUAACUCAGCAACUCCUGAACUCAUCACAACGAUCGUCCUCGGUGUUCUGCUAGCCUGCGCCCUCACAGCCUUCCUGGUAUACGUACUUUUUACUAUAAAAAGGAAAAGGAAAACUGGAAUAAUGGCGUUUAGCAAUGUGGAAGACACCAAAAGAGGUGAUGCUGACAAAGAUGUAUUUCAGGACGAUGAAAGCCCUGAGACACUAGAUUGCAACAGCGAACAUGAAGAAAGUGUAGCAUCUGAAGAAGCCGCUGAACCUAGAAAUGGAGAUGCCCAACCCACUGCAGAAUUCACAACAAAACAGGAUUGCUUUCUGACAGAUACAAAGCAUGAGUUGGCUCUUUCCUUAAAACCUGAUCCCACAAUGCACACCCCUGAAAAAGAACUGAAAGGAGUAACAUUUUCAGAAGUGGCGAUUAUUUUGGAUGCAGAGUGUGAAGGUGAUGAGCCUGAUGAUAACGAUGUGUUUUUUCAUCAGUAAGAAUGCUUGACGAAGAUGACUUUUAGGAAAACCACAAUGACACUCACUGCAACACUACAGAAUUAAGUGAGCAAUAAGAAUAUGGGAAUGCUAUCCAGAUUUUAAUUCCUGCUACUCCUGUUGUUCGUGCUGUAAGUGAUGGACAGGGAAGAAAAUCAGCAGUAGGCUGGAAGGGCGGCAGCACGGUCGUAAUGCAAGGUUACUUCCCCAGAUGCACCGUUAUCCUACGGUGUGUUCAACUUCCUAUGGCACGCGUACACUGGCAAGAUAAUAAAACCGAUUCCAACUGU